Messenger RNA from Penicillium hordei, 2010 nucleotides. RefSeq names its product fungal specific transcription factor domain-containing protein. The coding region runs from base 1 to 2010 and encodes 669 amino acids. The transcript is spliced from 8 exons. Gene Ontology annotation, molecular function: zinc ion binding; DNA-binding transcription factor activity, RNA polymerase II-specific; DNA binding. The record is from RefSeq and is a predicted model, not a curated record. NCBI's taxonomy places the organism in Eukaryota, Fungi, Ascomycota, Eurotiomycetes, Eurotiales, Aspergillaceae. Gene Ontology annotation, biological process: regulation of DNA-templated transcription; DNA-templated transcription.
AUGAAUGACGAGGCGCUGCGAGCUGUCCGCUGUGAUAGACAGCUACAUUGUGCGAAUUGUAGGGAUGCAGGCGUCGAGUGCAAUCGUACAAGAGCUAAACGACCUCGCCGGCAAUCAUCCUCGGUGUAUGUUUUCAUGACUCCAUCUUGGUACAUGCUUACUGAAUCCAAUAAUAGAAUAUCUGCUCUCGGAGAAAGAAUGACAACCUUGGAAAGAACAGUUUCAGAGAGCAUUGAAAACAUCAUUUCACCAAACGUUGAAAAUUAUCAUGAUGCAGAUCCUGUGUCGCACAUAGAAGGUGCAUCCCAACUUGCCGAAGACGAGUGUGCCACUAGAUCGGCCACACACCAUGCAGAAAAGGCGAGAGUCGUUAUACAAGGAGAGCUUGACGGAAAUGAGCACAUGGACCGCGAACGAAAGGCAAUCCUUAGGUCUGCCCUGCAAUUCAUAGAUAUUACGGGGCACAGGAGAAACUCAAUCACCGAUAAAUUUUCGCCUUUGGAAUUGCCACAGGAAGACCUUCAACAUGUUGGUCCAUUUAUUGCCCCUUCGCCAGAGCUAAUUUACAUGCUUCUUCUAGAGCCAACAGCUACGACCCUACAGUCUAGUUCCGUACAAUGGCCGGACCACAUCUCAGAUACAACACUGGAGAAGAUGGCUUCCACCAUUCUCAGUGAUAAUGAUCAUGAGCAUGGGCAGUUAUUCUAUCAGUAUUGUACAUGCAUUUAUGUGAAGGCCAUCUUCCAUCUAUACCAAAAGCCGAGAGCAUAUAAGGAUCCCCGCAUCAACGCACAAUUUCUGAAGUCCAAGAAAUUAUAUGAAACGUAUGCUUUCCGCGCUCUCAAGAGUCUCAAUUUCUUGAAUCCUCCAACUCUUCCGUUCGUUCAGGCGUUGAUAUCUGCUGCAUUUUUAAUGCAGUAUCUUGGCAACAUGAGUCAAUCCUGGAUUCUCACCUCAUACGCUGCUCGUCUGAUUACCGCUCUAGGCUAUCAUGAAAUUCGCAAUCCGGUUGGGGAUUCAAGCGUCGAUGAAGAGAUCCAUAGCGCUGUAUGCUGGUGCUUCUACCUUGACCGAAAUCUGAGCACCCUUCUUUAUCGACCACUGUCGCUGCCCGAGCCUCGCAUCUCUCCCUCGAAUCUAAUUUCUCUCGACCAAUGUCUGCCCCAUACCCCAUUAAUACGAAUUUUGUUGGAUUUGGCUCAGGUGCAAGGAGAGCUGCUGAAUUGCGGAAUGGCGGAUAACACUCGCCAAAUCAUCGCCAAUUAUUCAAGGCUUCAAGAACGAAUGGAGGCCAUAUAUUCCAAAAUACAAUCUAGUCGAGCAUCGGCACCAAACUGUAUCGUCUCGGAUUGGAUUUCAUGUGAAUUUUGUUAUUACGCGAUUCUAGUUGAUAUUCUUCGAUCACGGUUAAAAUGUACCUUUUCUCCUUUGACACACAAGGAAUGUGUGUCAUAUUCUCGCAAAUCUCUCAGGGCACUACAUCACCUUCAGAAGAACCUUGCGGAUACCCCGGGCUUCGUGGAUCCUUAUCCCACAUUCCUAACAUGGACUAUUCUUCUAUACCCCUUGAGUCCAUUCUUUGUUCUCUUCUGCAACAUCAUUGGGGAAUUAGACAUGGAUGACUACAAUCUAAUGCAAGACAUCACCCAAAGCCUGUCUCAGUUCGCCGCAAGUCCAUAUAUUUCAAAACUCCUGAAACUUCUGGACUACCUGCAGAAUCUCUGCGUACCGUUGAUCCAAGCCAAGCAGCGCAUGGGCCCGCAGGCCAAAGUCCUUACUUUGUACCCUUCAAUGACUGGGACCAGGAACGACCAUCCGGCUACUCAUGAGAAUGCGCAUCUCUUGAUGGCUAGAUCUCCUUAUGUGGAUCCCGUUGCUGGAGGGUACCCUCAGCAAUUGCAAACACCAAGUGAUGGAAACUAUACACCUGAUGAUGCGUUGAGAAUGUGGCAAUUGUUUAAUAGCGAAUUCUCACUGGAGUGGUUCGAGCCUGAUUCUGUUUAUUAUUGA